AUGGCGUCGAGUCUGUUCAAAACCCUAAUUAGAUCGUCGAACUUUCAAUCAACAGCCAAAAACCUUUGUCUCGUCAGAAGCGAAAUCGGCAACCACACCGCCAAAUGGAUGCAGGUUACAAGCAAGAAGUCCCCAAUGGAGUUGAUCAAUGAAGUUCCACCUAUCAAGGUUGAGGGUAGGAUUGUUGCUUGCGAAGGAGACAGCAAUCCGGCACUUGGUCACCCAAUUGAGUUCAUAUGCCUUGACCUUAAUGAGCCAACAGUCUGCAAAUAUUAUGGCCUAAGCUAUAUUCAAGAGCACCACGCAAGAUCUGCGGUGACGAAUUUUUGGAGGAGUUGUGACAUUAGCAGAGUGCGUGUUUGUAGAUGCACCUUCCAUUUCAGUGGACGGAUUGUGGUUCGGUUAUACCAACUUUGA
This is a messenger RNA of Juglans regia (Persian walnut), 417 nucleotides long. Its product is annotated as NADH dehydrogenase [ubiquinone] iron-sulfur protein 6, mitochondrial-like. The record is from RefSeq and is a predicted model, not a curated record. The transcript has 3 exons. Gene Ontology annotation, biological process: mitochondrial electron transport, NADH to ubiquinone. Bases 1 to 417 code for a protein of 138 amino acids. NCBI's taxonomy places the organism in Eukaryota, Viridiplantae, Streptophyta, Magnoliopsida, Fagales, Juglandaceae.